AUGGCAUCACUCUCACUCUCAAAGCAGCUAAGCUCUCUGUUCCUAGUAAUAUCCAUGGUGGGUAUGCUUGGAACUUUCAUCAAUAUUGUGGGGGUAGAUGGAGCAACUUCUUCUUCUUCUUCUUCUUCUUCUUCUUCAACUUGGUGUGUGGCAAGAAGUGAUGCUACCACCCAAGCCCUUCAGACAGCCUUAGACUAUGCAUGCGGGGCUGGUGCUGACUGUUCCCCAUUACAAUCCACUGGCCUCUGUUAUCUUCCAAACACAAUCCAAGCUCAUGCCUCUUAUGCCUUCAACAGUUAUUAUCAGCGCAAGGCUAUGGCUCCUGGCUCUUGUGACUUCUCCGGCACUUCCACCAUUGCUCAAACCGAUCCCAGUUAUGGAUCUUGUGUGUACCCAUCUUCUGCAAGCACGGCUGGAGGGACAACUACGCCAACCACGCCACCAGCUACAGGCAUUUUCGGUGCACCAACAACGCCUACGACACCAACAUUUGGCGGGGGUAGCGUUACUGGAUUCACUCCAAUGACCCCGACGAUCCCUGAGUCUGACGACAACUCAAAAGCAUCCCUUGAGUCCAUGAUCCCAACAAUCUUGAUGCAUGUGUCCUUCAUGUUUGUUCUUUCAUUUACCCUAAACUAA
This is a messenger RNA of Prunus armeniaca (apricot), 639 nucleotides long. NCBI's taxonomy places the organism in Eukaryota, Viridiplantae, Streptophyta, Magnoliopsida, Rosales, Rosaceae. The record is from the annotation of a GenBank genome assembly.